Messenger RNA from Hibiscus syriacus, 1218 nucleotides. Its product is annotated as zinc finger CCCH domain-containing protein 14-like. The transcript has 3 exons. Lineage: Eukaryota; Viridiplantae; Streptophyta; Magnoliopsida; Malvales; Malvaceae. Bases 167 to 1066 code for a protein of 299 amino acids. The record is from RefSeq and is a predicted model, not a curated record. Gene Ontology annotation, molecular function: metal ion binding; mRNA binding.
CAUUCAGAGCCAUUUCAUCAUCAAACUUCAUUAACAUCUUUUAAACCUAGUUUCUUUUCGACCCUUUUCGUUACCUCUCACCCGCGCUUUUUCAUCUUCUCCCAACCCUAGCUUCCUAUUUUCUCCCACUUUCCCUUUCUUCCUCUUAGAUCUCGUUGCUCUCCGAAUGGACUUUGGUGGUGGACGCAAGAGAGUGAGGCCCGAGGCUUCCUUGAACGGCAAUGGCGGCUUCAAGAAAUCCAAGCAAGAAAUGGAGUCCUUUCCAACUGGUAUAGGAAGCAAAUCAAAGCCAUGCACAAAGUUUUUCAGCACUUCUGGGUGCCAAUUUGGUGAGAGCUGUCACUUCUUGCAUUAUGUUCCGGGUGGCAUCAAAGCAGUGUCUCAGAUGCUUGGUAACAACCCGGCUCUUCCUGCAGCUGCCAGAAAUGCAGUAGCCCCACCAUCCUUCCCUAAUGGCGCAUCUCCUCCAGCUAUAAAGACCCGUUUGUGCAGCAAAUUCAGCACUCCUGAAGGUUGCAAGUUUGGCGAUAAAUGCCAUUUUGCUCAUGGUGAGUGGGAGCUUGGCAAGCGGACUGGUCCUACUUACGAGGAUCCCCGUUCCAUGGGAGGUAUGCCUGGAAGGAUGGCUAGCAGAAUGGAGCCUCCCUCACCAGGUUUUGGUGCUGCAGUCAGUUUCGGAGCAUCUGCCACUGCCAAGAUCAGCAUUGACGCAUCUCUUGCUGGAGCUAUUAUCGGGAAAAAUGGUGUGAACUCAAAGCAUAUAUGUCGGGUUACAGGAGCCAAGCUUUCUAUAAGGGACAACGAGUCGGAUCCUAGUUCAAGGAACAUUGAGCUGGAGGGAACAUUUGAUCAGAUCAAGCAAGCCAGUGCAAUGGUUCACGAACUGAUUUUAAAUGUCGGUUCGGCCUCUGGAAGCAGCAUGAGGAACACUGCUAGGAGUGGGUCCGGCUCGGGGAACAACUUUAAGACUAAGCUUUGCGAGAACUUCUCUAAAGGAUCCUGCACUUUUGGUGAGAGGUGCCACUUUGCUCAUGGAACCGAAGAAUUGCGCAAUACGGGAAUGUAAAUUCCUCAAUAAUAUUGUAUUGGGUAAGAACUCUUGCUUUAGCCUUUGGGUUAUUUCGGUGUAGUUUAAUGUGUUUUGUAUUAUUCCCCCCCCCCCCCCCCCGGAUGGGAAUGUAGCUUGGAUUGCAAUAAAUUUCUUAUAUUUAAUUAUAA